Messenger RNA from Aspergillus nidulans FGSC A4, 810 nucleotides. It is a transcript of the gene fma-AT, whose product is annotated as acetyltransferase fmaC. NCBI's taxonomy places the organism in Eukaryota, Fungi, Ascomycota, Eurotiomycetes, Eurotiales, Aspergillaceae. The transcript has a single exon. The record is from RefSeq and is a predicted model, not a curated record. Bases 1 to 810 code for a protein of 269 amino acids.
AUGCUCGGUCUCCCCGACGUCGCCCUGCAUUUCCAAACUGCUGGAGUAACGGUCCUCCUCUACGAUCCGCGCUCAACCGGCCUAUCGGACGGUACACCGCGCAACGAAAUCGACCCCGUCAAACAAGCAGCCGACUACUCCGACGCCUUGACCUUUCUUUCAACGCAGGCUUCAGUAUAUCCAUCUCAGCUCUUCUUCUGGGGCAUGUCAUUCUCCGCCGUCGUCGCCCUCUGCGCCGCGACAACGGACAAACGAAUCCGCGGCGUCCUCGCCAUCGCGCCUCUGACAGACCUCACUUACAAGCCCGAGCAUAGACGAGCCAAGGUGCUGCAGCAGUGUAUGCAGGACCGUGCGUCACAGUCAGCUGGUAACGAGCCGUACUAUCUUCCGCUGCUAAACGAGCAAGGGGAAAAUCCGGCGGGGUUUGGGGUUGGCUUGGAGCGGGAGGAGUAUGCUAGGAUUGUAGCCGCUGGUAGAAAGCUGGCAAAGGGGCAUGUUAAUCGCACGACUAUUCAGAGCUAUUACCAUAUGGCAAUGUGGCAGCCAUUUGGGCUUUGGGCCGGCGUCGCGCCUACGCCGGUGAUGUUUGUUGUGCCGGAGAUGGAUACCGUUAGUCCGGCGGAGAGGCAGAGAGAGUACUUUGACACUAAGCUGGGAAAUGCACCGAGGCGGUUGCAUUUGGUGGAGGGAGCGGGGCAUAUGGAUAUCGUGCAGGGGGCACAUUUGGAGGGGUUGAUGGAAGUGAAGAUGCGGUUUGUGCAGGAUAUUUUGGAGGGAAGGGUGGAGGUAUCCGGGGAUGAGACUCGUUGA